This is a messenger RNA of Megalops cyprinoides (Indo-Pacific tarpon), 977 nucleotides long. Its product is annotated as hematopoietic prostaglandin D synthase-like. NCBI's taxonomy places the organism in Eukaryota, Metazoa, Chordata, Actinopteri, Elopiformes, Megalopidae. The record is from RefSeq and is a predicted model, not a curated record. Gene Ontology annotation, biological process: glutathione metabolic process. The transcript is spliced from 7 exons. Gene Ontology annotation, molecular function: glutathione transferase activity. The coding region runs from base 115 to 714 and encodes 199 amino acids.
CUGAAACUUCAAAGAAGAUUAUGCUUCAUUAAUUCCUUGAAAUACAUUACAAUUUGAUCUUCAAGCAAGGCUCUCUCUGGAAAGAAUAACCUGUGAGACAGAUCUGUUGGAAACAUGCAGCCCUACAAGCUCACCUACUUCAAUAUGCGGGGGAGAGCUGAGCUGUCCCGUUAUAUCCUGGCCUAUGCUGGGAUACCCUUCAAGGACCAAAGGGUGGAGUGGAAGGACUGGCCAUCCAUCAAGCCCUCUUUUCCCCUUGAACAGCUCCCGGUGCUGGAAGUGGAGGGGGGACUUCUGAACCAGAGCCUGGCCAUUGCAAGGUUCCUGGCCAAAGAAGCAGGUCUGGCGGGGCAAGGCCGGCUGCAGGAGGCCCAGGCAGACGCCAUAGUGGACAGCCUCAACGACUUCACCCUCAUGAUCCCCUGGAGGGAAGAGGACCAGCAGCUCAAGAAACAAAAGAUCGAUGGGCUCUUCGAUGUCCACGCCCCCAAGCUGCUUGGCUACCUGGAGAAACAGCUGGGCGACAGGGAGUGGCUGGUGGGCGAUGCGGUGACCUGGGCCGACCUGUACUGGCACGUGUGCUCCACCACCUUCAGCGUGCUGCGGCCGGGCUUCUCUGACCCCCACCCGCGGCUCUGCGCUCUGCUCCAACGCGUGGGGGGCCUGCCCGGGCUGGACCACUGGCUCCAGACGCGCCCCAAAACCGAAUUUUAGACCAGGGCAGGACCGGGUCCUCAGGAAAACCGGGCAAUCAAAAACCAACACACUGCUUGCUUUGUUAACAAUCAUGUUAAACAGCUUUGCUUCAGAGAUGCAAAAACAAACACAUAUAUCAUGCUCCUUAUUUUGAAAUGUAAUGGUGCAAGUCAAGUUUGUGUUUAUCAAAAUGCGCAUACGUCAUGAAGCUCUUUCAGCUAAAAUGCUGUGUGUCCCAUUAUAUCAAGGAACCUCCAUGUCAGACAUUUUCGCACAAUGUA